AUGAUAAUCCUUAUUGUGGUUAAUGUUCCAGAUAAUAAUCAAGGAGAACAGGGAUUUUGUUCCUUUUUCAGAAGUCUUCCUGAGAAACCAGGAAAUACUAUUCGGCUAUUCGAAAGAAGUUCAGGGGAAUAUUAUAGCGUCCACGGAGAAGAUGCAAUUUAUAUCUCGCAGAAUGUAUACAAAACAUCAUCUGUAAUAAAAUAUUUAGGUGGUGAUAUCAAGAAUAGAAUUCCCAGUUGCACAUUAUCACGCUUUAAUUUAGAAACAUUUUUACGCGAUGCUUUGUUAAACAACCAAAUGAAAAUUGAAAUAUGGGGACAGGAGUCACGAAAAAAUAGUGCUUGGAAAAUCAUAAAAAAGGCGUCUCCGGGAAAUAUACAAGAACUUGAGGAUCUUUUGUUUUCCAAUGUAGACGCUGUUGCAUCCCCGGUAGUGCUUAGUGUCAAAUUAGGAAGCCAAGGGGGUCAAAAGAUUGUUGGAGUAGCUUUUGCAGACACGACAAUUCGGGAAUUAGGAGUAUCCGAGUUUUUAGAUAACGAUUUGUGCACUAACUUUGAGUCAUUAUUAAUUCAACUUGGAGUUAAAGAAUGUAUUGUUCAAACGGAUGAAUCACGUAAAGACUAUGACCUUUUAAGAUUGAAGGAUGUUGUAGAUAGGUGUGGUGUAGUAAUCACUGAAUUAAAAAAAAGCGAAUUUUCAAUUAAGGAUAUUGAACAAGAUUUGAAUCGUUUGCUUGGAGAUGAAAUUUCUGUGGCUUCUCUGCCUGAAUACGAAAUGAAAAAUGCGAUGGCCGCGUGCGCGUGUGUCAUCAAAUAUUUAUCGUUGAUGAUAGACGAAAGUAAUUUUGGACAUUAUACUUUGCGAAACCAUGAUUUGUCUCAAUAUAUGAGAUUGGACUCCUCUGCAUUAAGGGCGCUAAACCUGAUGCCAAGUCCUCAGGAUGGAUCAAAUAAGACGACUAGUUUGUUUGGUCUCUUAAAUAAGUGUAAAACUUCUCAGGGGUCGCGUUUGCUCGGUCAAUGGCUAAAACAACCUCUAAUGAAUAUAAAGGAAAUCGAACAAAGACUUUCGCUUGUCGAAAUGUUUGUGGAUGACACUGAAGUUAGACAGUCCCUAAGGGAGGAUAAUCUAAAAAGCAUACCAGACCUUCACAGAAUUGCGAAACGAUUUCAAAGAGGGAAUGCAACAUUACAGGACGUUAUACGAGUGUACCAAGUUAUAAUAAGACUACCAGAAUUGAUAAAUGUGCUGGAAUCCCUUAAUACUACAGAUAGUGCUCUCAAGAGUAUUAUCGAAGAAGUAUAUCUCAUUAAAUUAAGGGAACAUAGCGAACAACUCGAAAAGUUAAAAGAGAUGGUAGAAACAACUGUCGAUUUUGAAGCAGCAGAAAAUCAUCAUUACGUUAUAAAAGCCGAUUUCGAUGAUAGAUUAAAAGAUAUUCGGGAAAGAAUUGAUGAAGUCAUGGAAACUAUGAAUAAAGAACAUCAAAAGGCCGGGAAAGAUUUAGACAUGGAUAUAGAAAAGAAGCUUCACUUCGAAAAACAAAAUACUUAUGGGCACUGCUUCCGAAUUUCUAGAAACGAUGCCACUUGUCUCCGUGGGCAAUCCAAGUACAUCGAGCUUGCAACACAACGCAAUGGUGUAUUUUUUACAACAUCUAAGUUGAAAGAACUAA
This is a messenger RNA of Acaulospora morrowiae, 1675 nucleotides long. The record is from the annotation of a GenBank genome assembly. NCBI's taxonomy places the organism in Eukaryota, Fungi, Glomeromycota, Glomeromycetes, Diversisporales, Acaulosporaceae.